GCCAAAAAUAAGAAACAGAAAAACAAAAACUUUUUUUUUUGGUUCACGCAAUUCAUAUGAACUGAAGAAAAAAUAUACAGAGAAAAAAUAAAUCCAUGGCGGCUUCAAAGAGCUAUUUCGCUAGAUCGAACUACCGGCUCCUAUCAAGUGACAGGAACGGAAACGUUUCAGUAACUUCCGACACGAUGUUUGAGCUGGAUGAAUCAGACGUGUGGAACUCACCGGCGGCACGUUCAUCGUCGCCGGAGUUUCAGAAAACUAGUUCAAGGAUUUCUAGAAAGCAGUCUGUUGCUAAAAGUGAUCGGAACAGUACAGGAGUAAAGGUAACGGCAGCAGCGGCUUCUAUGCCGGUAAACGUGCCAGACUGGUCGAAGAUACUGAAGAAUGAGUAUAGGGCGAAUCAGAGAAGAGAUAGCGAUGAUGACGGCGAAGACGAUGACGAUGCUGAGAAUCGGAUUCCGCCGCAUGAGUUUUUGGCUAGGCAGUUUGCGAGGACGAGAAUCGCUUCAUUCUCUGUUCAUGAAGGAGUUGGAAGGACUCUGAAAGGUAGAGAUCUGAGUAGAGUCAGAAAUGCAAUUUUCGAGAAAACUGGAUUCGAGGAUUAAUUUCAACCGAUCGAUCAAUCAAUCAAUCAAAUCGAUCUAACAACAGUGAGAAAUUCAAAUUACUACCUAUUUUUUUUUUUGGUUCAACAAUCUCAAAACUCUCGCGAGUUUUCCGGUUUUUUUUGUUUUUCUUUCUACCUAUUUUUGAGAUGGUGAAGCGGUUACUGAGUUACAGAUGCAUUGUAAUUCUAACGUUUAAUUUCGAAAUUUUGAGAAGAAAUCAAUUCGAAAAAAAAAAUUAAUAUUAUUAUUUUUGA
Molecule: messenger RNA, 862 nt
Organism: Solanum dulcamara
Lineage: Eukaryota; Viridiplantae; Streptophyta; Magnoliopsida; Solanales; Solanaceae
Product: protein S40-4
Exons: 1
Coding region: 96-605 (169 amino acids)
Source: RefSeq, a predicted model, not a curated record